Molecule: messenger RNA, 2711 nt
Organism: Lasiosphaeria miniovina
Lineage: Eukaryota; Fungi; Ascomycota; Sordariomycetes; Sordariales; Lasiosphaeriaceae
Product: N-anthranilate isomerase
Exons: 2
Coding region: 353-2653 (766 amino acids)
Biological process (GO): L-tryptophan biosynthetic process
Cellular component (GO): cytosol
Molecular function (GO): anthranilate synthase activity; phosphoribosylanthranilate isomerase activity; indole-3-glycerol-phosphate synthase activity
Source: RefSeq, a predicted model, not a curated record
CAUUUGAUUCCAUCCAUAAUUCGCUUCGUCUGUGUCAUGCACCGUAAGAAGAAGAGGCCCAUUCUCAGAGCUUGUCUCAAAGCGAGUUGCAUUGACUCAUCCAGACCGCUUCCCGCCGCCCAAAAAGUCCAUUGUUGCGCUUUACACACAUUAUCCUUUCAAAGGCCAUUGCAGGUUGCAGGUUGUCCAUUGCAUUUUGCACAUUUCGCAUUGCGCUCUACUUCUUUUUGCUGCAUCGGUGCCCAGUGUUGGGAUGCAGUAGAGUGCGGUGCAGCUGCGGACAUUGGAAGCCCUCAGUCUCUAUUUUUAUUGUAUUGUACCUUGUCUCCUGUUUCGCUACUUAUUGAAGAAAAUGACUGCGCUGGAGCUCAUUGACCACUCGCCGCGCCAAGGGCAGGCGCUGGUGCCGACGGCAACCAACCUGAUCCUCAUAGACAACUACGACUCGUUCACGUGGAACGUGUACCAGUACCUAGUGCUCGAGGGCGCCAAGGCCACCGUAUUCCGCAACGACAAGAUCACCCUGGACGAGCUGAUCGCCAAGCACCCGACGCAGCUGGUCAUCAGCCCUGGGCCCGGCCACCCCGGCACCGACUCGGGCAUUAGCCGCGAUGCCAUCCGCCACUUUGCCGGCAAGAUCCCCAUCUUCGGCGUCUGCAUGGGCCAACAGUGCAUCUUUGAUGUCUACGGCGGCGAUGUCACCUUCGCCGGCGAGAUCUUGCACGGCAAGACAUCGCCCCUGAGCCACGACUCAAAGGGCGUCUAUGCCGGCCUGCCCCAGGGCCUGCCCGUCACAAGGUACCACUCGCUCGCCGGCACCCACGUGACUCUGCCUGAAUGCCUCGAGCUCACCUCUUGGAUUGCCCUGGAAGAUGGCUCCAAGGGCGUCAUCAUGGGUGUCCGCCACAAAGAGUACACCCUCGAGGGUGUCCAGUUCCACCCCGAGAGUAUCUUGUCUGCCGAGGGGGGCACCAUGCUGAAGAACUUUCUGCGCAUGCAGGGCGGCACUUGGGCUGAGAACGGGAGGCUCCAGAAAGCCGACAGUGCAAGUCCUGCCGCUACUCUCAGUCCUGUCGAGUCGUCGGCAAAGCAGCCGCCAUCCGGAGGGAAACACAACAUCCUCCAAAAAAUCUAUGCCCACCGCAGAGCUGCCGUGGCCGCGCAGAAGCAGGUCCCUUCUCAGAGACCCUCGGACCUGCGAGCCGCCUACGACUUGAAUCUCGCGCCGCCUCAGAUCUCGUUUGUCGACCGGGUGCACCAGUCUCCGUUUGACGUGACCCUGGCGGCCGAGAUCAAGAGAGGGUCGCCAUCAAAGGGCAUCUUCGCCCUCGACAUCGACGCGCCCUCGCAAGCUCGUAAGUACGCCCUCGCGGGCGCCAGCGUCAUCUCGGUCCUCACUGAGCCAGAGUGGUUCAAGGGAAGCAUCGAAGACCUGCGUGCCGUGCGUCAGGUUCUGAACGGCAUGGCAAACCGGCCCGCUGUUCUCCGAAAGGAGUUCAUCUUUGAGGACUACCAAAUCCUCGAGGCGAGACUGGCCGGCGCAGAUACCGUUCUCCUAAUCGUAAAGAUGCUAGAUGCCGAGCUUCUGGAGCGGCUCUACAGAUACUCGCUCUCGCUGGGCAUGGAGCCGCUCGUCGAGGUGCAAAAUGCCGACGAAAUGGCCAUUGCCAUCAAGCUGGGGGCCAAGGUGAUCGGAGUCAACAACCGUAACCUGGAGAGUUUCGAAGUUGACCUCGGCACCACCGGUCGUCUCCGCAGCAUGGUGCCCAAGGACACAUUUCUAUUAGCGUUGAGCGGCAUUAAUUCCCACCAGGAUGUGCUCGACUACAAGAGAGAUGGCGUCAACGGCGUGCUAGUUGGAGAGUCCAUCAUGCGGGCCCCGGACGCCUCGCAGUUCAUCAAGAAGCUUUGCGCUGGCCCCGACGCACCCGCCCCGACUUCUGGGCCCAAGUCUCUGCUUGUAAAAAUCUGCGGGACCCGGAGCGCCGAGGCUGCCACCGAAGCGAUCAAGGCGGGGGCUGACUUUAUUGGCAUGAUCUUGGUUCCUGGGACAAAGCGGUACGUUUAUGACGAAACUGCCUUGGCCAUCUCGAAAGCCGUGCACGACAUCUCCAAGCCCCCUGCCGAAGAGUCGGCGAAGGCCCGUGGAUCGGCAGAGGAUUUCUUUAGCUGGUCUGGGGAGCUGCUACGGAAUCAGGGGCCGCUUCUCGUCGGCGUGUUCAAGAACCAGCCUCUGGAGGAGGUUCUGGAGAAGCAGCGACAAUAUGGCCUAGACGUCGUUCAGCUGCACGGCAACGAGCCCAUUGAGUGGGCGUCCCUGAUUCCCGUCCCCGUCAUCCGAAAGUUCAAGCCGGGGCAGCCCGGAAUUGGCGUCCGCGGCUACCACGCGGCCGCCCUCUUGGACUCGGGCUCAGGUUCGGGCGAGUUGCUUGACGUGGAGUCGGUCAAGUCAGCUCUCGAAAAGGACGACCGCCUCACGGUGCUACUUGCUGGCGGCUUGACCCCAGAGAAUGUAGCUGAGUCGGUGGCCGCCCUGGGGCCUUUCGCAGACAGGAUACUGGGCGUGGAUCUCGCCAGCGGCGUCGAGGUGAACGGGGUGCAGAGCGUGGAAAAGAUACGGGCUUUUAUACAUGCCGCCAAGGCGAUUAGAUAGUCGAACUACUGGAGGUAGCAAUAUCACUUAACUGGCACAUCUGGAUGUGGCAAGACAA